Engraulis encrasicolus (European anchovy) is the source of this 1020-nucleotide messenger RNA. RefSeq names its product serine protease 33-like. Gene Ontology annotation, biological process: proteolysis. The transcript is spliced from 7 exons. The coding region runs from base 21 to 833 and encodes 270 amino acids. Lineage: Eukaryota; Metazoa; Chordata; Actinopteri; Clupeiformes; Engraulidae. Gene Ontology annotation, molecular function: serine-type endopeptidase activity. The record is from RefSeq and is a predicted model, not a curated record.
AGACAGCAGAUUGCAGCGUGAUGCUCGGCGUCUGGGUGUGUGUUGUGCUGCUGGUCAGCAAUGCCUCAGGCUCGUUGAGGAGUGCUGUGGUUGGUGGACACGAUGCAGAGCGAGGAAGUUGGCCUUGGAUGGUCUACGUCUACAUAAUGGAAGGACCGAUGACACAGCCGUGUGGGGGUUCUGUGAUCACUGAUCAGUGGGUUCUCACCGCGGGACAUUGCAUCUACGAACCGCCCAAACUGUUGAACCCUGACCCUGAGACCUCCUAUGUGCGUUUGGGAGAGUGGAAGCUUAAGAAGCCCAUUGGAGAAAAGGUCAAGAUACAACGCUUCAUCCUCCACCCUGAUUACAAGUCAGCUGCAGGUAUCAACAACAUGCCGUACAACGAUAUUGCUCUCCUACAGCUAGAGAGCCGCAUCAGUUUCAACAGCUACAUUUCCCCCGUUGCUCUACCUGGACCCCGAGACAACAUUAACCCACACAAGUGCUGGGUCACCGGAUGGGGCAACGUGAAGGAGAAACUUAAGUUGACGGGUGACCGGACUCUGCAGGAGCUGCAGGUUCCUCUGCAAGAUGAUGCCAUCUGCAGGACCAUGUAUCCCAAAGUCACCAAGGGCAUGCUGUGUGCCGGAUACCUAGAGGGGGGCAAGGACGCCUGUCAGGGUGACUCUGGUGGUCCCCUGGUGUGCGAGUCCUUUGGUGUGUUUGUUCAGGUGGGCGUGGUGAGUUUUGGAGAGGGCUGUGCUCGGGCCAACAGGACUGGCGUGUACACACGCGUGGAGCACUACCUCCCCUUCAUCAAGGACACCAUCAACACAUACAGCUCCUUCUAGUGGAUGGACGAAGCUACUGCAGCCAGGACACCACACUGUCCUUUAGCAUCGCCUAGUUGCCAGAAUCUGUUAUUGCAAUCAGGAUAUUCUGAUUUCCUACAGCACCCCUAGUGCCCAAAGAAAGAACAUCUCUUUCACCAUACACCUGUUCCCUCUCUUUCUACCAAAUAAAGACCCUUGCAUCACA